This is a messenger RNA of Psylliodes chrysocephalus, 3197 nucleotides long. Lineage: Eukaryota; Metazoa; Arthropoda; Insecta; Coleoptera; Chrysomelidae. The record is from the annotation of a GenBank genome assembly.
CGACACGACAGGAAAACAUUCCGUAUGUUUUAUCUUCACGUUCACUUCAUAAUAGAGUGUAGUAGGUAAAUGUGGUAAUCUAACAUAGCAACAAUGCCACUUAUAUUAGUAUUAUUCGCGUUAUUGAUCGUGUUCUUUGUCGUAUUUUUUUUCGUUAUUUUUAAAUUUGGAGAUGUGAAAAGCAAAAGCAAUGUCUGUUUAAUCAACAAAACCGCUGUGGUUACAGGAGGAAGUUCAGGUCUCGGAUAUCAAAUCGUACUAAAAUUGGCAUCAAGAGGGUGCAAAGUUAUAAUAGCAGAUAAAAUAGUGAACAUCGAUAUCAAAAAUUCGAUCAUAAAUGAAACUGACAACUCCAACAUAGUCCUGGAAUAUGUAGAUUUUGGUUCCUUCAAAUCAGUAAGACAAUUUGCAGAAAAAUUAAAGAAAUCCGAAGAAAAGUUGGAUAUUUUAGUGAACAAUGUCGGCAUUGGAAAGUGCUCUGAUACACCUACCGAAGAUGGUUUGAAUUUGACCAUGCAAGUUAAUUAUUAUAGUACAUUUUUGUUAACAUAUUUACUAGUAGAUCUCUUAAAGAAAUCGAAACAAGGUAGAAUAAUAUUUACUGCCUCUGUAGCUUCUUUUAUUCACUUGAUGUUUUCAAAUACAGUAACAGCAAAUGAUAUAAAAAAUCCACCAUCGUUUCUUAGAAUUUUCGACUACGCAAACGCAAAAUUUUGCACCGUAACUUCCUCUAGGAUAUUUGCUGAAAAAUUGGGGAAGUGGAAUAUUACAUCGAACGCGUAUCAUCCGGGAAUUGCGAAGACUAAUAUAUGGAAUGGAGCAAGAAUAGCCUCUGUUGGUAUCUGGGAAACGUUCAUUUAUUACUUUGGUAUACAUCUAGUACCCUCGUUUUUUGGUAUCACAGCAGAUAAGGCUUGUCAAGCUGCCGUGGAGAUGGCAAUAUCUAAAGAAUUCGACAACGUCACUGGAACGUUUUUCGGAAAAUAUUUUCCGAAUUUGAUGCCCAGAUCAGCCAACAACACAAAACGCUGUUACCAAAUUUGGCAAGCCACAGAAAAAAUUGUCGGGCUUAAACCAGAAGAGAUUUUAGAAUAACAGUGCUUGUGAAACAAAAAAUAAAACAAGAUGUGAUAUGUUUUUGAAUUAAAUUAGUAUCCUGGACAAACAUUAACAGAACUUUUGAGUAGUUAAGUGCAGCACAGAUACAGGUUGCAGUUCAGAAUAUACUCAUGGGGAAGGGUAACUGUUAUUUUUGGGAAAAAAGCAUUAUUUAUGUACAAAAUAGAUAAGUAAUUUAUUUUAGAUAGAGAAAUCUUAAAAUUAUCAUUUACAGUACACACCAACUUUCAUGUUGUUUGUUCUCUUCUGUUACAAAUAUUUAUUUUCUAAUAUUCAGACAUGCUACAGCAACUGCGAACAUGAAAAAAUUUCCAAAUCCAAUUGAUUAUUAGCCGUUCUUCCUAAGACCACAAAUCAAAAUCACAUGACCAAUGAUUUCACCCAAAGGCGAAAUCUAGAGCUGGACAGUACUCGAGUAAAUUGUACUUACAGUUCAUCAAAUUUCUAGAGGCUUUCGACGGCUAGACAGAGAAAGCGCUACUGACAGGCAUCCCGACGGAUUUACGCAAUGAAAGUACACUCUGCGCAUCAAGUAUUUCACUAUUUCAUUCAGACGUAAAUGUCAGAUGUAAAUUUCGCUAAAACAUUUCUUUUAUUUUCGUUUGUGUUUUUUGCUCAUUACAGUUUAAUAGAACCUAAGUAUGGAGUUUAAUAGCAAAUUAAGAGUGAUUAACAGUCAAUUAAGAGUGAUUAACAGUCAAUCUCGCGAAAUAAUAGCCAAUGUUAUAGAGUUUAUGAGAAGAGAAGGAAACUUUAAUUCACCUUCAAUACCAUUUAAAAAUGUAAAUGAUCGUGUUGCUGCAGCCACAGGAGUAUCUAAAAACACUGUCGUCCGCAUUUCUGGAGAGAAAAAAAGAAUCGAUAACCGUGAGAUAUCGGAAUUUUCAUCACCAAGAAAAACCAUUAAAAAACCAAAAACAGUUAAUGAUAUAGAUGAAGCUGCACAAGAAUCAAAUUUUAUUUUUUUAUUAUUAGAUAGCUAUUUUUGUUUCUGAGUUGUGUUCAUUUACAGGCUCAAUUUUUUUCCGUUUCUCCUUUUUGAUUUUAUAUGGGGUUUCAAGUUGUUUUUGACUUAUUUCGACGUAAAUCACAACAACACACUUUUUUAAUAAAGCAAACAAGUGUUAAGAGGUAUAUGUACAUGUAAACUACAAUUACAAAAAAUUGAUAUGAAACCCAUGAAACUACCAACAAAAAUGUAAAGCUAGCUUCCGUACUAGAACAUGGUGUCAUUCGUCGAGAUAAUUUAUCGUUUUGUUUAAUAGAUCAAGAAAUGUAAAUAUUCCCCUGUUAUUUUUUAUAAAAUUAUAAGAGAAAUAAAUUUUUUUCUAAAUAGUAUAGUUUAUUAUUUUGUAGAAAAACAAAAUUUCGAAAAUUUUAGUAAUGUUUCAGAAACAACCGUUAUUAAUAAUAGGUACCAUUUUCCUUAAUAAGGUAGAAAUAAAAUAUAAAUUAUUUACACGAUUUACAAAGGCCUACAAAAAAACUAUAGGUAUUUUCCGCUAUCCUAUAAAAUUUAUAUUUUCUGACUCAAUUUCAAAAGGUUGAAGGAAUUCCAAAACACCUUUUAUGGCAUAAUAAUUAUUUUCAAUUCUACAUACUAUCUUUAGCUGCUUUUAAAAACGUUCUAAGAAAGUCCAAUCAGACCAAUUUAAUCCCUAAACUAUUCCACACUUUUAAAAUUUAAUUACCUAAAAAUAUUAAAAACAAUUUAAAAUAACUUGUUUAGCAGACUGUACAAUAGCUAUCUUAGUCACACGUAGCGCGUUCUCUGUCUGGGCGUCGAACACCUCUAGAAAUUUGAUGAACUGUAAGUACUCAAAAUACUCAUUAAUUGGAAAAAUUUCGAGUACUUUACGUUUUAAAAGACUUAGUACUUCUGAUUCAUACAACUGACAAGUAACGAGUAUGAGUACGAGUAGCGACGCACGAAUAGAUAAAGGCAAAGCUUAUGUUGUUUGAUGUGUCUUACAUUGCAUUAAUUAAGCCAUCGAAUAUGUACAAAAAGUAUAUGUCAUUAGAUUUUUUAUGAGAUAUUAUAAAUUGCUUAAGGUUGUGAUAAACAUGAUUGAUUAUAU